This is a messenger RNA of Mytilinidion resinicola, 1029 nucleotides long. Its product is annotated as Methylthioadenosine phosphorylase. Bases 1 to 1029 code for a protein of 342 amino acids. Gene Ontology annotation, cellular component: cytosol. Lineage: Eukaryota; Fungi; Ascomycota; Dothideomycetes; Mytilinidiales; Mytilinidiaceae. The transcript is spliced from 2 exons. Gene Ontology annotation, molecular function: S-methyl-5-thioadenosine phosphorylase activity. Gene Ontology annotation, biological process: nucleoside metabolic process. The record is from RefSeq and is a predicted model, not a curated record.
AUGCUGACUUUAACACGAGCCGUUCGCUUUCCAACCCGUCUCCAGUCCACUCCUUUCAAGCUUACACGCUCAAUUACAAUUCCGAAUAGAAGAAUGGCUGGUGUUCCAACCACCUUCGCGGACCCCGUCCAUAUCGCUGUAAUCGGCGGGACAGGCCUCCAAAGCCUCCCCAACUUUACCCUCGCCGCGGUCCUCACUCCCACUACGCCGUGGGGCGCCCCCUCCUCCCCCAUCUCCAUCCUCCAACACCCCUCCCCCUCCACCGGCGCCCCUAUCCCCAUCGCCUUCCUCUCCCGCCACGGCCUCCACCACGAGAUCGCCCCCCAUGAGGUCCCCAACCGCGCCAACAUCGCCGCCCUGCGCGCCCUCGGCGUCCGCACCAUCAUCGCCUUCUCCGCCGUCGGCUCGCUGCAAGAAGAGAUCCGCCCGCGCGACUUCGUAGUCCCGGACCAGAUAAUCGACCGCACAAAGGGCAUCCGGCCCUUCACCUUCUUCGAGGGCGGGAUUGUGGGCCACGUCGGCUUCGGCGACCCCUUCGACGAGGGCCUCGCGAAGAUCGUACGGCGGUGCGGGCACAGCCUCGAGGGCGAGGGCGUGCGGCUGCACGACAAGGGGACGGUGAUCUGCAUGGAGGGCCCGCAGUUCUCGACGCGCGCGGAGAGCAACCUGUAUCGCGCGUGGGACGGCAGCGUGAUCAAUAUGAGCGCGCUGCCGGAGGCGAAGCUGGCGCGGGAGGCGGAGGUGGGGUAUCAGAUGAUUUGCAUGGCGACGGAUUAUGAUUGCUGGCAUGAUAGCGAGGAUGUGAAUGUGGAGAUGGUGAUGGGGCAUAUGAAGGCGAAUUCGGAGAAUGCGAGGAGGUUUGUGGGGGCUGUGUUGGAUGAGUUGAGUAAGGAGGAGCAUGGGGAGCAGGUGCUGGCAAUGCAUUUGGAGGGGCAGACGAAGUGGGCAGGGGGGAUUACGCAUAAGGAUGGGAGGAAGAAGGAGGCGGUUGAGAAGCUGAAUUGGCUUUUCCCGGGGUAUUUUGAUUGA